AUGAUUGAGAUGGACGAUAUAGGAUUGGAACUGGUUAUUGGGAUUUCAGUGGGAGUUGUGAUUGGAGUGGUGUUGGGUAUAUUUGGUUUCUUAUGCUUGAGGAAACAGAGGAGGCUACCUGAUUUGGAUAGGAUAAUUUCUUCCCAGAGAGUUGGAACUGUCUCUCUUGGGGAGACCAGCGAGACUCUUGCAGUUAGAGUUCUUGCAGCUAAUUCAAGGCACCAAGAAAAGGAUUUCCUAUCUGAGGAGUUUUUGCUAGGAAGAGUGCACCACAGGAACCUUGUGAAUUUGGUGGGAUAUAGCAUCGAGAAAGGACAUCGUAUGCUUGUUUAUGUUUACAUGAGAAAUGGUAGUCUUGAUUCUCAUUUAUAUGGGUCUGAACAGUUGAUCCGUGUAGCCUGCAUUGUUUGCGUACCUUCAAUUGUACACAGUGACAUCACAUCUUCUAACAUUCUGUUGGACAAGUUGCUGACUUCGGGCUCUCCAGAGGAGAUGUUUAGCCCACAUUCACAAAGUAUCCGAGGAACUUUAGGUUACGUUGAUCCUGAGUAUCUAUCAACAAGGACCUUUACUAGAAAAGGUGAUAUUUAUAGUUUUGGAGUAUUGCUCUUUGAACUAAUUGCAGGAAGGAAUCCAUGUCAAGGCCUUAAGGAAUAUGUUGAACUUGCCGCAAUUAGUGCUGAAGAUAAAUUUGGGUGGGAAGAAAUCGCGGACGCUCAUCUUGAUGGAAAAUUUGAUGCACAAGAACUCAAUAACAUUGCCGCUGUUGCUUACAAAUGCGUCAAUCGUCCUUCAAGAGAGCGUCCUUCAAGCGUAAUCGAUGACUAA
Molecule: messenger RNA, 828 nt
Organism: Tripterygium wilfordii
Lineage: Eukaryota; Viridiplantae; Streptophyta; Magnoliopsida; Celastrales; Celastraceae
Product: calcium/calmodulin-regulated receptor-like kinase 1
Exons: 5
Coding region: 1-828 (275 amino acids)
Biological process (GO): protein phosphorylation
Molecular function (GO): protein kinase activity; ATP binding
Source: RefSeq, a predicted model, not a curated record